AUGGAAUUUCCUCAAAGACAACGUCAAAUUAUUCCAUCCCAACCUGGACCUAGUGGUUAUCAAUAUCAACAAGUUCAUGGACAAUAUGGACAAUUAAUUAAUCUUAGAUUAAGAAGAAUUAAUUUAAAUGGUUUUUCUUUUAACGUACCUGAAAUUCUUCUUGAAAAUGAAACCAUUUUUCGUGGUAUUUUUUCACGUCGUGUAUUUGAUGCGUUACCACCAUUAACAAAACAAUACUUAUAUCAAUUUUUACCUCAUGUAGAUGAUAUCCCUGUUGAUAGUUUUGUUGAUGCUGCAUUUACAAGUGAUCCUGGUUUUAAUUUUGUAAAUCCAUUAACAAAAUUACGCAAAAAACUUCAACAUAAUUGGUUUAGUACUGAAAAAAGUAGCGAAAUUCUUCAACUACGUGAUAGUAGAAAAGUUAUUUAUGAUCAUUUUAUUCGCCAAUAUUAUAUUGAUUUAAUGGGAAAAUUAUUACGUUCAAGACAUGAAAUUCUUGAAAAAGCUUAUCAAUCAACAUCACAAGAUGAUUUUGAAAGUCGUAUGAAACAUCAAUCAUACAAAAAAAGUGUUAAAGUAAAUCAAAAACGUAAUAAUGAUAUAGUUGCAAGAGCCUCAAGACGUACUAAAGCUUUACUUAGUAAUGUUAAACAUCAAGCAAAAGAUCCAAAUCCAUUGUCAUCUGAUGAUGAGAUUAUUGAUAGUAAAGAUAUCAUUCCAGUAACAAAAACAACUUCUGCUAAAAGCACAUUACAUAACACUCAAUUAAGUGAUUAUGAUAUGCAUCAACCAGCAAUUCCAAAAACAAUUAAAGAGAUGCUUAAAGAACAUCGUCGUCUUAGACAACGUGAUCCACAUGCUCCAGCAUUAGAUACAGAAGGUAUAACAUUGAAAGAUGUUUAUACAAGAGCUGGUUUAGGUUUUCAAUCUGAACGCAAUUUUGCUCAACAAAAUAGAGAAAAACUAGCAGCAAGAAUUGAAAGAAAAAGACAAUUAGCUAAAGAGCAAAAACAAAUUUUGGCAAAAAAAUAG
Molecule: messenger RNA, 1032 nt
Organism: Strongyloides ratti
Lineage: Eukaryota; Metazoa; Nematoda; Chromadorea; Rhabditida; Strongyloididae
Exons: 2
Coding region: 1-1032 (343 amino acids)
Cellular component (GO): Ino80 complex
Molecular function (GO): protease binding
Source: RefSeq, a predicted model, not a curated record